UGGAGUUCGGAGAUCCCCAACCACAUCCCGUGACAAUGACAGCGGAUGAGCUGGUUUUCUUUGUGAAUGGCAAAAAGGUGGUGGAGAAGAAUGCAGAUCCAGAAACAACCCUUUUGGCCUUCUUGAGAAGAAAAUUGGGGCUGAGCGGGACCAAGCUGGGCUGUGGAGAAGGGGGCUGCGGGGCUUGCACGGUGAUGCUUUCCAAGUAUGAUCAUUUCCAGAACAAGAUCCUCCACUUUUCUGCCAAUGCCUGCCUGGCCCCCAUCUGCUCUUUGCAUCAUGUCGCCGUGACCACCGUGGAAGGAAUAGGAAGCACCAAGUCCAGGCUGCAUCCAGUGCAGGAGAGAAUUGCCAAAAGCCAUGGUUCCCAGUGCGGGUUCUGCACCCCUGGCAUCGUCAUGAGCAUGUACACACUGCUCCGGAACCAGCCUGAGCCCACUAUGGAGGAGAUAGAGGACGCCUUCCAAGGAAACCUGUGUCGCUGCACAGGCUACAGGCCCAUCCUCCAGGGGUUCCGGACCUUCGCCAGGGAUGGUGGGUGCUGUGGAGGGAGUGGGGAAAACCUAAACUGCUGCCUGAACCAGAAGGAAGACCACACGGUCACUCUCUCGCCAUCUUUAUUCAACCCGGAGGAGUUCAUGCCCCUGGAUCCCACCCAGGAGCCCAUCUUCCCCCCAGAGUUGCUGUCUGUUGGAGGGAACAUCAUCACCGCCAGCCCCAUCUCUGACCUCAACCCCGUGUUCAUGGCCAGUGGGGCCAAGCUGACCAUUGUGUCCACAGGCACCAGGAGGACGGUUCGGAUGGAUCACACCUUCUUCCCUGCUUACAGAAAGACCCUGCUGGCUCCCGAGGAGAUACUGCUUUCCAUUGAGAUCCCCUACAGCAGGGAGGGUGAAUACUUCUCAGCAUUUAAGCAGACCUCUCGGAGAGAUGACAUUGCUAAGGUGACCAGCGGCAUGAGGGUCCUGUUCAACCCGGGAACCGUGCAGGUGAAGGAGCUGGCCCUUUGCUACGGCGGAAUGGCUGACAGAACCAUCUCGGCUCUCAAGACCACGCAGAGGCAGAUCUCACACUUCUGGAAUGAGGGAUUGCUGCAAGAUGUGUGUGCUGGCCUGGCGGAGGAGCUGUCCCUGGCCCCCGAUGCCCCUGGAGGCAUGGUGGAGUUCCGGCGUACCCUGACCCUCAGCUUCUUCUUCAAGUUCUACCUGACGGUGCUUCAGAAACUGGGCAAAGAGAACUCAGAAGAUCAGUGUGGCAAGCUGGACCCCACCCAUGCCAGUGCCACCCUACUCUUUCAGAAAGACCCUCCAGCCAACGUCCAGCUCUUCCAAGAGGUGCCCAAGGGUCAGUCUGAAGAGGACAUGGUGGGUCGGUCCCUGCCCCACCUGGCCGCGGCCAUGCAGGCAUCUGGGGAGGCCGUGUACUGUGACGACAUCCCUCGCUACGAGAAUGAGCUAUCGCUCCGGCUGGUCACCAGCACCCAAGCCCACGCCAAGAUCAAAUCCAUAGAUACUUCAGAAGCCCAGAAGGUGCCAGGGUUUGUCUGCUUUAUCUCUGCGGAUGAUGUUCCUGGGAGUAAUAUAACUGGAAUUUGUAAUGAUGAAAUGGUCUUUGCAAAGGAUGAGGUGACUUGUGUUGGACACAUCAUUGGUGCUGUGGUCACUGACACCCGAGAACAUGCACAAAGAGCCGCUCAAGCAGUGAAAAUCACCUAUGAAGAUCUUCCAGCCAUUAUCACAAUUGAGGAUGCUAUAAAAAGUAACUCCUUUUAUGAGCCUGAGCUGAAGAUCGAGAAAGGAAACCUCACAAACGGGUUUUCGGAAGCAGACAACAUUGUUUCAGGUGAGUUGCACAUCGGUGGCCAAGAGCACUUCUACCUGGAGACUGUUGGCUUCAUGAAGACCGGGAGGGUUGUGGCUCUGCAGGUGGAGCACUACAGCAAUGCGGGGAACAGCAUGGAUCUCUCCCAGCAUGGAGGAGCCCUGAUUCAUGUGUAUACAGAUGGGUCUGUGCUGCUGACCCAUGGAGGCACUGAGAUGGGCCAAGGCCUUCACACCAAGAUGGUCCAGUCACAGGAAGCUUGUCAGACCAUCCUGAAAAGACUGGAGCCCUUCAAGAAGAAGAAUCCUAGUGGCUCCUGGGAAGACUGGGUCAUGGCUGCCUACCUGGAUGCAGUGAGCUUGUCUGCUACUGGGUUUUAUAAAACACCCAACCUUGGCUACAGCUUUGAGACGAACUCGGGGAAUGCCUUCCACUACUUCAGCUAUGGGGUGGCUUGUUCCGAAGUGGAAAUUGACUGCUUAACGGGGGAUCAUAAAGUAAGAAGUGCAUCUGUCCUUGGGGAGGGGGAGGCAGAGUGGCCAUAGUCUCUGACUGCCCUGCAGGUAGAAGGGGCUUUUGUCCAGGGCCUUGGCCUCUUUACCCUGGAGGAGCUGCACUACUCCCCCGAGGGAAGCCUGCACACCCGUGGCCCCAGCACCUACAAGAUCCCUGCGUUCGGCAGCAUCCCCAGCGUGUUCAGGGUGUCCCUGCUCCGUGACUGCCCCAACAAGAAGGCCAUCUAUGCGUCCAAGGCCGUCGGCGAGCCACCUCUCUUCCUGGCAGCCUCCAUCUUCUUUGCCAUCAAGGAUGCCAUCCAUGCAGCUCGAGCUGGGAACAUGGAUCAUAAGAUGAAGAAGCUUUUCCAGCUAGACAGCCCCGCCACCCAGGAGAAGAUCCGCAAUGCCUGCGUGGACAAGUUCACCAGGCUGUGCAUCAUCGGCACUGCAGAAAACUGAAAACCUUGGUCUGUGUGGGUCUGAAGAGACAGUCCCCAGCAGAGUCCACUGAUGCCACGCUGGACCUUCCAUGGAGCAUGAAACAGGCCUGCAGAGCUGGAUCUACCCACAUUGUGGCACAACAACGCUGUGAUUCAUCAGGAUGGUGUUUGGAGGAAUGCGGAAAGCAUUGGAAGACUUUGUGUUGUUUUCAUUGGAAGAUUUUGAUCAAAAAUAUGAUUUGCAAACAUAAUGAUAAGCAAGUUCAGAACUUUUAGGGCCACGUGGCUAAUAUGCACUUAGAGUCUUUUUAUGUCUGCUGUAAUCAUGUGUGUACAAUAGGUGUAUGUGCUCUGUCCCAACUCACAGGCCAGGCUGUGUAACCUCAGGUGCUGAUAGUGUCUGUCCUUCACAGAGGAUGCCCCCAAACUUGCAGAGGCUUCCAUUCUCAAUUGGAAAGCCUUUCCUUUAAACCAAUGAACAUCAUGUUAUAACCACAGGCCCAUAGUCAAAUUUGCAGUGGGACAGUGGGGCGAGAUUCAAAUCUCUGUCUACCUUUGGGUCAUUGAAGAGAAUAGCAAUGACACUAACUCAAAGUUAAUCUAAUCUUGGUAAGUGGCAGAAAGGAAAUUAUUCUAUUCCUUCAAAAGCCAACCAACCCAAUUAUUGUGCACCUACAAUGUGGUAGGUUUCUUUCUCUUCCCAUUUGUACAAUAAAAGAAAUCAGGUUUAAAAAUCUUCA
This is a messenger RNA of Suricata suricatta (meerkat), 3498 nucleotides long. RefSeq names its product xanthine dehydrogenase/oxidase-like. Gene Ontology annotation, molecular function: FAD binding; oxidoreductase activity; iron ion binding. Lineage: Eukaryota; Metazoa; Chordata; Mammalia; Carnivora; Herpestidae. The transcript is spliced from 26 exons. The record is from RefSeq and is a predicted model, not a curated record.